Diatraea saccharalis (sugarcane borer) is the source of this 1702-nucleotide messenger RNA. NCBI's taxonomy places the organism in Eukaryota, Metazoa, Arthropoda, Insecta, Lepidoptera, Crambidae. The record is from the annotation of a GenBank genome assembly.
AUGCCAGCUUAUGAAGCCCCUUCUGUUGAGUUGGGUAGUGUUCCUCAAACGCCAACAAUUGUCGAAUCACCCUCUCUUUCGGAAAUAUCCAGUGCAAGUUCACCAGAACCUCAAAAUGUGCGAGCUACACCACUUUUCAGGGCUUUGGCGAUGCCGCCGCCCGAUCCGGAGCAACCCCCAGGCCAGGACGAACUGGAACGCCGCUUGCCUGGCUACAGACGCAUCGUCAUCCCCAGGGAACUGACUUUAAUAGAAUUACUUAAACAAUCCAGUGGCGUUACCACGGACGAGGAAGUAUUGCGUAUUAGAGAAGCCAAACUGAGAGUAGUUGCAGAACGUGUCGGACUGAGGAGGUUACACGUUCUAGCUCCUCUUCUCCGUUCUCUUACUUUGGAUGGAAGCGCACUGUCAUCAUUACGCGAUCUUGGGAUUGGUUUAGUUCAUCUUAAGGUGUUGAGUGUAAAUCGAUGUGGAUUAACAUGCCUUGAUGGAGUAUGGGGUUUAGGAGCAUUAUGCGAGUUCUAUGCCGCUGGAAAUCGGCUAAAUGAUUUGCAACCUCUAGCCGCGUUACAGAAGUUGCAUACUUUAAAUUUAUCAGAUAAUCCUAUAGCCGAUACUAAUCGUAUAUGGACACUGGGUGUAUGUGGAUCUCUUCGUCGUUUGACUUUGCUUAGGACACCGGCAGCAGAUUCUGCACACUACCAUGAAUGGGAUCAAGCGUUGGGGUCAUAUAACUCUAAUUCCGAAGAGAGCGAUGAAGAAGUCGCACAAUUGAUGCGUCCGACAGGCGACACCCCGCCAGCCGAGCCAGAACCGGGACCAUCCACGCAGUUUCCAACUCUUAAGACUUCAAAUGAAGAAGUUAAAGGUGGUGGUGACGGGGCUGGUCAGCCUUUAUUGGCUGCUGUUCGGCGGUCUCGAAGGCCAGCGACCACAGAGGGCGCGGGUUCGAGACCAUCAAAGCCAAAUAUACCUGUGAGGCCUCGUACCGCACACGAUCGCCCAACCAUAGACGCACCAUCUCGACUGCAAAUACUUAAUACAUUAAUGGAACUCGAUGUUGAAAAGGAGUUGGUGCAGCAAGCGAUGGAGGAUGCCGCACGGGCUCUAGCUGAAGAGAUCCCCAGAGCACCGAGUCUCGAAGAUUGGGCUCGAUUCAGGGAAGAAACUGGAAUUGACAUUAACAUUGAUUUUAAUCGGAGACCAAGAGAUGCGGAUCCGGCGGAGGUAAUGGAUCGUUUGGAAAGGAUCGAAAAAGAAACCAUGGAGAGGCUUAAACAAGAAGAAUCUGAACGACAAAGUGGACAUUCUCCUCAAACUUCCACAUACAGCAGCGAAAUGAGAUUACCCUUAAGUGGGCACGACUUGUGGAGGGGCACGAGUUUCGACCGAAUGCCAGAACUGACAGUUGAUGACGAUCAAUUAUUUAACGAUAUGUUUAGAAUUAAUCCUGCUCAUAUGAGUAUAUUGAGACAUAAUUCAGAGUCCCAUAAGUAUUGAGUGGAAAUGAGUGAAAAUAAUGAAUGACUCACAAUUGACGGUAAUGGAAAUGCAAAUGAAUAGUUUCUAAUUUUGUUAAAUAAUUUUAUUAGCAUUUGGCUAAACUCGUUUGUAAUCUAAUGUUUAAUGUUCAUUCAUGUCCUGCCAGUAACAUUAUAUUAUCAACAACAGAUGUAGGUAAUUUAUUUAUUUAUCAAACGUU